Cinara cedri is the source of this 8062-nucleotide messenger RNA. NCBI's taxonomy places the organism in Eukaryota, Metazoa, Arthropoda, Insecta, Hemiptera, Aphididae. The record is from the annotation of a GenBank genome assembly.
AUGGUUGUUGGAAUGAAUGUAGAACGAGAGUAUGAUGGCAAUUUUUACUGUCCGAGAGAAUGUGGACGAAAGUACAAAUACAAAAAAGGUUUAGUUCGUCACUUGAAGUACGAAUGUGGUAUUGAGCCACAAUUCAAGUGCCCUAUAUGUUAUAAAACUUAUAAACAACCAGAAACUUUUAAGUUGCAUUUGAUGACAAUACAUGGCAUUGAUAGAAGCGCGAGAGGUCCAAAAAUAAAUACAAAUUAAUAGAGGCUAAUAAUUGUUUAUUUGAAGGUUAAUAAUCAUAAAUAACAUACAAAUUUCUUAAAUAUGCCAAUGAGGUAUUGAAUUUAUUAUAUUAUUAUCAUUAUUAAUUCCCUUGAAUAUGUAUGUGGACAAAAUAUAGGACUUCCUAUAUACCUAUUAUAAAUUAAAACACAAAAAAAAAAGAUAUAAUUUAUGUAACUUGCAUGGCCUUUAAGAAACAUUUAAAGUUGUUUACAGUUAUUAUUAAUGUUGGCCAUACAAUUUUUUUGAUUUAAACAUAACAUAUCAACUGAUAGAUAUUUUAGUUUAAAUUGUUUUAUAGUUUUUUUAGUAGAUUAUAUUUCAUUAAUUUUUUUUGUUUAUAUAAUAUUAUGGAAUAUCCAGUAAUAAUAGAAUUAUACAAUUAUUAUUCAUUGUCAUAACUUUAAGGCCAAUUCCUUAUGUCUUGAAAUUAUGACUAAAAUUAAACAAAGUUUGUAUUGUUUAAUGUAGUAAAAUUCUUUUUUUUUUAACUUAUAUUUUAGUAAUCAUGUUAUGUAAUUAAAACUUUUUGUCAAAGGGCUAAGUCUGUAAAAUGAAAUAAAAUAAAAUAAAAUGUCUUCAUGUAUUGAUAGGAUUGUAGUAAAUAUUUCAAUCAGUUUUUAUUUUUUAAUUAUGUAUUAGAUAAGUGAAACAAAUAUUUUUGUUUAAAAUAAUUUAAUUUCAAUAAAAUAUUUACUACUUUUUAUUAUUAUAGAUGUAUCAUAAACGGUUGCUAAAAUAUAUUGUGUGUAAGGUUUAGACUUUCCUAUUUAGAUCUAUUCACUGCAAGCAUUACAUUUAUCAAUUUUUUUUCUAUCUCUGACAGCUUCACAUUACUGGUCUGUGUACCUAAUCUAACUUAGCAUUUUCAAAUUACUCGCACAAUUUUGUCCACUCAUCUUUCUGUAUUGAUCCUUUUUAUGAUCCCUUUUCUUUAGUGAUCUAUUUUGUGCCAUUCUGAGUUAUUGAUUUAUAUGUGCUUGCUAUUCUUGUCUCAUUUGCUUUUAAAAUCUUGUAACUAUAUUGGUCAUUUUCAUAUACUGAUUAAUGGAUUUUGUUUUGGCCAAAUAUGUCUUAAUACAUUUUUGCUGUAGCCCUAAUUUUAAAUGCAUAGAAUUAAACUUGGUAUACAUUUGUAUAUAUUAUACGGUUUAAAGUAAUAAUAAUUUUUAUAUAGAUUUAUUUAUUAUAAGAAUACUUAUUAUUUGGCGUUAUUGUAUUUCCGGAAUAUUAUUUAUUCUAUGAAUUGCACCCAAAUUUAACUUAUGUCAAUGAUUUUCAAAAUUAUUUAUAAGAUUAAGAUUUUUAAACUUUUGUUAUAGAAUAAUAAAGUAAUACGCUAAUUACGGAGCACAUUUUAUUGUAUUCUAAUUUAAAACAUGUAUUUCAUGUAUUGCAUUUACUUCUUAUUAAAAUGUUAAGUUAAUUUUAGUAUUUAAAUUAAUGAACUAUUAUGUUUGUAUUUUUAUGUAGGUUAACAUUUGUAUACUCAUAUAUAUCGGGACAUGCAUAUUGUUGUAUUUGUAUUUUGUAUUAUUAUUUCUGUGUUAAAAUAUAAUCUAAUGUAUACUAGGUUAUUACAUUAAGUCCAAAGUUCGAAACAAAUUUAUCUAAUUAAUUUUCUAUGAUUCUGUUAUUAUUGAAGUAUAUUUUUAGUGAUGUUGUAUUUUAAGUAUAACUAAUUUGUAUUUGUGGUAUAUAUCUAUGUGGCGAAUUAUAAAUUAGUAUCUUAAAAUCAGUAAUAUUGUAUGCAAUUAUUUCUUUUUAUUUAUUAUAAUAUUUUUGUUAUGUAGAACGCUAUAUUUUAUAGAAUACUAUCUACUUAUUUUACAUGUGACAAUAUAAAACAUACAGUUUUUAUUGAAUUAUAUUAUUUUAUUGGACUUUUAUGGCUGUAUUUAAUAUAAUAUAUUUUAAAGAUUAUAUCAAAUAAAUAAUUUUUUUUUUAAGUAUAUUUUCUUAUUUCCCAAGAGCACGCAUCACGAUAAAAUAAUUAAUACACUUUGGCGUGCAUAUAGAAAUGUAUAAAUAAAAGUGGUACAAAAUGUUGGUAAGUACAGAAAAUCCAUUUAACUUGAGGUGUAUACACAUUAAUAAAAUAUUAAACCUCUAAUAUUAUGAUGUUUACAUUUUUGACAUUUUUAAAAUAUUUCCUUCCCAUUGUUGUACCUAAUGAGUUAAAAAUAUUCAUGUUUACAUUAAAAUAAAAUUCUAAUGAAGAUUAAGUAUUUUUGUAAAUUUAGAUAUGUUAAUGUCAAAUAUUGUACCAUAUGUUUGUUAUGUACUUAGUGGAGUUCCUGGUAAAUAUUUUAAAGGUGUUCUACACAGACUUAAUUUAUGUAUUGGUAUAUUUAGUUAGAGUUAGGUACCUAUAGUAAAAUUGAUUACUGGUUUAACAAAAGUUAAUAAAAUUGGGGAAUGUCUAUGGUAAAGGGAGAUAACAAUUUAAUAUUUUAAGUAAUUAUUAAAAAUUGAUCUAAUUAAUAAUACAGAAUAUAGUCAAUAUACUAUUAUAAAACAUAUAUUAUAUAUCGAGUGAUUUUUUUAUUGUUAAACAUUCAUUAUCUCAUAAAUUAUUAACUUUUUUCGGAAUCCGUUUGAUAGAAAAUUUAAGAAACAAGUAGCUCUAUAGUUUUACAUUUACUUUAUUUUUUAUAACUCUAAUUUUUAGGGGUGAAACGACUAUCUACUUUUAAUUUUUAAAUAUCAACCUAUAGUAAAAAUCCCAUAAAUAUAUGGAGUAUUAGCUAAAAUAAAUUUUAGUAAAAUUUUUAAUUUCCGUUUUCUGUUGACGAGAUAUUCCACUUUUAAGUUUGGGUCGGGGGAGAGUAGUGGAGCACAUACAAAUGAUGCAGUGGUGUUUUAAUAAUGCACCACUAUUCUCCUUCAAUACAAAUUUAGUCGUUUCACUCUCAAAAAUAAAGGUGACAAAAAAAAAAAAAAAAAACGAUGUAAUAUUUUAAAACUUUUUUUUCUUAAGUUUUUAAAACAAAAAAAAAUUCAAAAAUAGUCAAUGCUUUUCGAAAUAAUAACUGUUUAAUGAUAAAAGUAUCACCCGGUAUAAAGAAAUUAUAGAAUUAUUAAUUUAAGCCAAAAAGUAUAACAACAUAAUAUAAUAAUAAUAAAGGAGAAUUAUUUUUGAUUUAUGUACUCGGGGAUGGCUUAGGCCAAAACUAGUAGUUUAUAAUUUCUAUAAUUUCUUAAUAAAAGUAAACAAUUUACCAUUAUUUUAUAAUAUAUAUUUUUCAUUGUAUAUUAAUUAUUAAUUGUGUUAUACUUUUAGAUCGAUAAUUACCAAAAAUUACUUCAAAUGCAAACGAAUGGUGUUCAAUAGUACCAGUACAGUAAAUACAGUAAAAAGUAAUAAUAUAAUUUGACUAUAUUAUUAUAGUUAGAAUGUGUUUUCAUCAACGUGUGAAAAUUGGCAGUGAUGAAAUAUUUAAGUUAAGAUAUUUUUAGAUUUUUGUUUAAUGGUUUAUAUCAAUAUUACAUUACAGUUUGAAUUUAAAUUUGAACGGUGAAUAUCACAGUAAAAAAUUUAAAUUAAUUUAAAAUAUAUCGGUUGUACAAAUUUUCAUAUUUAAAAUUGUUAUGAUUUUUAUUAUAUAUUUUCAACAUACCUUAUUAGUGAGUCUACAGAUAGAUAAAAAAAAAUGUUAACAUUUUAUUGAAUAUUGUGUAUGGUGCAUACAAUUUUGAAUGAGUUGAAGCAUACCCUUGUACACCAAAAAACUUAACAUUGUAUGUAUUUUUAAAUACAUUAUAUAGGUACCUAUUUAAUAAUAAUGUGUAAAUAAACUAAUAAUAAUAUGCUUAGUUCCAAAAUAAACGAUUCCAAAAACUAAACAACUGUAUAAUAAUUGCAGAGCUUUUUAAUUUAUUUUUUUGAUUGUUUUGUUUUGUUUUGUUUUUUUUUUUUUGUUGGGCGUUUACACGGGAGCUUAUCGUUGCUUUUCGCCGUCAGUGAAAAAAAAAAAAACAAACAAAAAAAAACUUCUUCUUAUUCAUAUCUAGUUGAGGAUAGUUGAUUAGACGUUGUUUUUUUUUCUUACGGCGACUAUAGGUGACGGUUCGUUCGAUGGCUACGAAGACAUACAUUGCCCAAACGGAUGCGGUCGUAAGUAUAAGCACAAAGGUAGCGUGGCUAGACACCUGAAGUACGAAUGCGGCGUGAAACCCAAGUUUCAAUGUGUUAUAUGCAACAAGCCUUUCAAGCAACGCAUCAACCACAAGAUACACAUGAUCAGAAUACACAAUUGCGUUUUGUACUCGUAGAAUGUAGAGAAAGUAGAAAAAAAAAAUCCAAAUUUAUAUGUAUUAGGGUAUAUAGUUAUUUUACUGGGUACCUAAUCUAUACUGUUAAACAUCAACUAUUAUAAUAUUUUUUUACAAAAAUAUUCGAAUUGUGCCACGGAAUUUUAAUAUAGGUAUGUUAUUAAAAAAAAAAAAAAAGUUAACUUAUAUUUAUUCAAUUUAAGUUUCGUUAUGUUGAAAUUGUUAUUAUAUUUGUCAAUAAUGUUAUUUAGUGUGUAUUUUAGAGAUGUUUAUAUUAUGUGUUUGCUAUUUUUUUUUUAAAACGAUUUAAAACAUUAUUCUGAGUAGAGAUUGUUUUUUGUUUUAUUUAGUUAAACGAAAUUCUUCGAGAAUAUCGAAUUAAUAUAGUAUAUAUAGGUAUUUCUUUUAAGGGACUUUUACACAAAAUUCGUUUUUUCUGUCUGCCUCACGACAUUUCACUUUAACAAUUGCGAUUCUCUGAUUAAGUUUAGGAUAUAGAAGCCUAUUAUAUACUUUAUAAAGAAGAAUAUUUACUAUGCCUUGACUGGAUUUUUUGUUUCUAAUACAUUCGUGCAAAAUGUCUGCUCUAAUUUAACUCAAUGUCUCUUAAUUUUAACUAUUAUAAACGUAUUAAGAAAUAAAAAUGUUAAAAAUGAAUCAUAAGGUCAAUGCAUAAAUACUGUUAAAUACUUUAUCUACUCUUUGUCCUAAUCUAAACUCUCUAGAGAGUUACAAUCGUUGAAGUAUGGAACACAUUUGUUGCUAUAUUACGCGUGAAAUACUACAGUGAAAACAAAUGAAAGUUAACUUAAACUUAAGAAAACAUCGAACCUGCUUUUGUUGUCUCUACCUUUCUAUCAGACUGUGUAGCAAAAAUGUAUUUUUGUAUUUCCAAUAUUAUUGCGACACGGUUGGUCGAAUUAAUUUGAUUUUUAGUGCCAAAAUAAACAUCCACAGUUUUACGAUAAAUAGUGUCGUGCUUAACAAAAUCGGUACCUAGUGCCAGAAAAAUUAACCAAUAAAUAAAUAAAAAAAAAAAAAACACUAAAAGUCCGUUGUACGUAUGUUCAUAGAUUUAUUGUAAAAUUAUUCAAUUACAGAACUUUAAUAAUGGUUUUAAAUACCGCUACUAUGGUCAUAGAAUCCUGUACUUCACCCCUCUAGGCACGGUCCUGACUUUAAAAAUUUCUAUAGAACAUUUUUUUUUCAAAUUAUCAAUAAAAGUAGUAGAUUACGGUUUUUUUUUUUAUAAAAAAAAAAGAAAAGUAUAAAAACCCCUGUAGAGAUUUAGUAGAAUUAAUCAUAUUCAUUUUGAUACCAAAAUCAAGUUUGUAUGACUAACGAGGUUUGAUAGUAGUUACUAAUUAUUGAUAUUACCUACUAAAACGCAUUUUUUGCUUAUUGGCCGCUAGAUAGGUGACAGAGAAGGCAAAAAUGCAGGUUUGACAUCAUCUUAAGACUAAAUGUUCUAUACCCAAUUAAAUUAUCUAUACUCAAACAUUGCAAGGGCUAGAUGAAAUUUUGUUGAAAAAUAUCUUGGUAUAUCGUUGUAAUCAUAAAUCUCUAUGGAAACAAUAACAUGUGGACGUCGUUUAAACUGUUUUCGUGUUGGCCUUAAUGAAACUAGAUGGAUCAUGGACAAAAAAAUAAAAGCACGGUAUUUUAUCUAUAACUAAUUAUAUAUAUUCAUGACAUAACUCAUUCAACAUAUAUAUAACAUUUAUUAUUUCGUAAGAUUUCCCACUAAUAGGCUAUCCACAAUUCGUAUCUCAUGAUAUCUGUCUACCUGUCGCGCACUCCAUAUGUUAAUGUCGUAAUGGCAUUUUUACUCUGCUCAGAAUCUAAAAUUGAUAUAUCACCUAUGUUUGUACAAUAUUUAUUUUAUACUAAUAAAAUACCGUAUUUGAUAUUGAUUUACUUGACAUUUUUUUUUCAAUGGUAGGUAAUAAAAUAUGGGUUAAAAAAUUGCAAACAAAAUAUAUAUUUAUAUUAUUAGGUACAUAAAAGUUAAUUUUAUUUAAAAUACUUUUCUUAAUACGAAAAUAAAAAAUAGGUUUUUAAAUUUCAACUGUUUUGUCUAAAUUCAAAAUAAUUAAUUUUUCUUUUACUCGUAUAAAAUAAUCUACUCGCGAAGUUACAUAACAUUUUAUGUAUUACACAAUGCAUUUAUAUAUUUUUUAUUUUCUUGUGCGUGAGCAUCAUAAUAUUUUAAUUCUGCAUUUCGCUUAUUAGAACCAUUUACCGAACUCGUAUAUAUUUUUUGGCUAAGGAGAGUGUUUAUGAAAGCAUAAAGCGGGUAAGAUAUUGCAUAGUGUGUUUAAAUAUAAUUGCAUUACAUUAACUAUAAUUUGUUUCGCUACAAAAAAAAAUAAAUCCUAUUAUUUCGAAUACAAUUGUUACUUAAGUUAUUGUUUAUCGUCCAUCUACAGUCUCUUUAUAUCCGCUUAUCCUAUAUACCUAUUUUUAUCUUAUAAAUUAGAGAUUAUUUAUCAUCAACCAAUGAAUUAUCUAUACUGCAAUGGUUCCCCUACUCCGUAAAUGCAUUAAAAACAAAAUCUAAUACAACUAUUGGUUUUCAAAUAACGAAUCGUCAUAUUUUUAAACUCUGAUUUGAAAAUAGAAUACUUAUACGGUUAAAAAUUAUGGUCGGAGUCCCGGAGUAGUAUAUUACUUUUACUAAUACGCUGAUACCUUUGCUGUAAAAAAAAAAUGAAUUCAUUAAUAGUUCACAAUGAAAUAAUAAGCGCACUGUUAUUAUACAAGGUAUAUAAUAUAAUGUUUAUUAUACGCAAAUUAUUUGAUUGUGAAUUGUAUUUUUUUUUUAACAUAUAACCUCGAUCUGUAAAAGGAAAACCUUUUUUGCUUUUACAUUUCGACAAGUUGACGGACGCAAAACAUUUUUGGUGUAAUAUUUGUAUUUGAAUGUAGAUGUGUAUUAAUUAAAAAAAAAAAAAAAAAAACAACAACAAAACUAAUAUCAAAAUAUAUUAAGCCUUUUUCUUUUUGUUUUUGGCGUAACUAUUACGAAAUAUUUAAUUUGUCACGUGCUUGAAAAGUAGUAGCUUAAUUAAUCAUUAUACCUAUUUAGUUAUUCGUCCUGCAAAUAUAUAGGUACCUAUAACCUUUAUGAGACAAAAUUGAGGUUAAUAAGAUAAUGUUCUUUUGUUUUUUAGAAGUCGUUGAAAUAGAAAUUGUAGAUCCCGUAUCACUGUACAAUGCUGUGGAUGAUUCCCUUACGUGUCCUCAAAGAUGUGGUAAAAGUUACAAAACAGUUUCUAGUCUGAAAAAACAUAUGAAAUACGAAUGUAAUCAACAACCGCAGUUCAAGUGUUUGUUUUGCGAUAAAUUGGCUAAACGACCGGAUAAUUUAAAAAAACACAUGCGAUUGGUGCAUGGAUACAACGAUUCGACUCGUAACAGCAUAGUAUCGUCAUGUAAAGUUGAGUUUGUUGAGUAUGUUCCUUAUCCGGACGACGUAGAAGAUCUUAACGAACAGAUGACGAUGGCGAAUCCGUAA